Molecule: messenger RNA, 168 nt
Organism: Anisakis simplex (herring worm)
Lineage: Eukaryota; Metazoa; Nematoda; Chromadorea; Rhabditida; Anisakidae
Source: the annotation of a GenBank genome assembly
AUUAAUGCGACGGAUGCAUUUGAAUGGGAACAAGAUCGGAUGAUUCUGCGGAAAGCCAGUGUAAUGGGUGAUAGAGGUGAAUCACAUUUGGCUAGUGCAAGACUGCAAAAGUUGGAAGCGGUCGCAGCGUUAAAUAAUGAAGAAUAUGAUAUGGACAUAACGAUUUGA